Rhipicephalus microplus (southern cattle tick) is the source of this 1794-nucleotide messenger RNA. RefSeq lists its product as uncharacterized. The record is from RefSeq and is a predicted model, not a curated record. Gene Ontology annotation, cellular component: nucleolus; chromatin silencing complex; rDNA heterochromatin. Gene Ontology annotation, molecular function: methyltransferase activity. Gene Ontology annotation, biological process: rDNA heterochromatin formation; regulation of transcription by glucose; cellular response to glucose starvation. Lineage: Eukaryota; Metazoa; Arthropoda; Arachnida; Ixodida; Ixodidae.
UGGCAGAAGCUAGUCAUGAUCAUGACGUUACGAGCCCGAAGCCACCUCGGAAACGGAAGGGAUUCAACCGGGCGAGUGAAAUCGUCCAAAAGAAAAAGAAAGAAAGCCGAGAUGCUGGCGUUGAAGGUGCCGCCGCUGUGCAGCCGUGCAGGCGUAAGAAAAGAGUAGCCUGCCAGUCAAAAAGGCAAGCGAGAGACGACGUAGACGAGUCCCAGUUAAUCGAAGAGCUUAGAAGUGGUGUCACGUCGAUCUUGAGUGGCUUCGAAGCAGACAGAAUGGAUACCGGCUCGUCUCGAGUCGCCAAGUGUCCGUCGCGGGACAGCGCCAGCGGGGUUACGGAAAGCGAUAAACGAAAGAAGAAAAGAAAAAAGAAGAAAAGGAAGUCGUCAGAAGAAGGCGAAACUUCGACUCGGGAAAAGCCUAAUACAUACUCUAAGAAUAUAUUGUCAACUAACGAACACAAAAUUAUAAAUCGAAAUGCGAAGCAAAAGAUCAAGGAACCAUCGUCAGCAGAAGAAGAAGCACGAAAGUCCUUCAGUAACUUCACAUUAGAAGAGAUGGAUGAUCAUGCACAAAACAUUGACAUUGGUUCACAGAGAAAAGUUUCACAACGACCACAAAGAGUUGGCAUGCUUGCCGGCCCAAGUUUGACCCCUGGGAAAGCGAAAAGUAAGAAGAGACGGGCAUUUGCUCUAGCAUCAUCUUCUGAUGUUCGCGAGUGGGCACUGUCAAAAAUAAGAGCGGCGCAGUUUCGUAUGCUGAACGAAGAACUCUACACGACAGCAAGUGACGACGCAGUUGAGUCGUUAAAAAGUGAUCCUCAGGCAUUCCAGGCUUACCAUGAAGGCUUUGAGCGACAAGUAUCGAAGUGGCCAGUGAAUCCUGUGGAUGUCAUCAUUGACAGCUUGCGUAGCAUGCCGAAGUCAACUGUCAUUGCUGAUCUAGGCUGUGGUGAAGCAAAAAUAGCUCAAGAGCUCACAAGAAACAAGGUCCAUUCCUUUGAUAUUAUUGCUUUGAAUGAACAUGUCACAGUCUGCGACAUGAGUAAGCUUCCACUGCCCAGUCAAACUGUUGACGUUGCGGUGUUUUGCCUUUCAUUGAUGGGAACAAAUUUGAACAUGUUUGUUCUGGAGGCAAACCGCAUAUUAAAAAAGGGUGGUAUGUUAAAGAUUGCAGAGGUGAAGAGCAGGUUUUCAACAACUGAAGGAUUUGCAAAGACCAUGAAAAAGUUUGGGUUUGAACUGGCACAUCUGGAUGAAUCCAAUAAGAUGUUUGUAUUGCUCGAUUUCAAGAAGGCCAGGAGCACAACAGCACAUCCACAUCUUCCAACGCUCAAACUGAUGCCUUGCCUCUACAAGAAGCGAUGAACUGUUCAUCUAGGAGGUUUGAAUUUCACACCACUGUGAGCAAAGCAUAGAAAAAAACUAUUUGUAUUAUGCACUAGCACUGCUUAUGUCAUUUAGUGUGACAGUAAAAAAGGAGUCUGAUGAUGUGGUAAAAAGAUGCUGAUAGUAAAAGGGAGUCCAUCUCAUAAUCUUGUCCAUGUUUAUUAACUCUGAGUGAGCAGUAGCUGAGAACACUGGCAAUCAUUGUGUUGCAACUUUUUCUUUGCAGUAACAAAAUAUGUCAACAAGGUGCGAGCAAUAAAUCUCCAGUGUGAAUCACACUCGACAGAUAUCAUGUUGCAAUGUACAAAGCUAAUAGUGCACCAUAAAACCACACUGUAUGUAAGACAAAAACACUGCACAAAAUACAUGUAGCGGUUCUCAGAAAUUAAAGAUGAAAAACAUCACA